Molecule: messenger RNA, 3126 nt
Organism: Caenorhabditis angaria
Lineage: Eukaryota; Metazoa; Nematoda; Chromadorea; Rhabditida; Rhabditidae
Source: the annotation of a GenBank genome assembly
UUGGAGAAAAAGAGAAGGAGACCCAAAAAAGGGCCGGUUUUAGAAGGUCCGAUGACUGGAACUACAAUUGUCACAUUUUUACCGCCCAAAAUUGAUCAAGAUAUGGAAAUUGUCCCGGAAAUGGGCCUAGAAGUGAAUGCGGUUUAUGAUGAGGCUACCUCAACUCCUUUGACUUCCGCUAACUCGCAGAAUAAGAAAUUGACAGCUGUUCAGAUUAUGAAAAUUGAGAAAAAUGGAAGAAUUGAGAGGGAUGGACGGUUGAAAGUUAGUGAUAGUAUUGUUGAGAUUGAUGGCAGACCGGUUUAUCAGGUACGGGGAUUUUUUUCGCCUCAGAAGCUGAAAUUUGGCUUCCAGACGUUUUUCUAGGUGAUUUGGGUCCUAAAGUUGGAUGUUUUAAAUGAAGUUUGAGAUUUUUUGAGCUUCAGAACAUGAAAAUUGGUCCCCAGGACGAUUUUCUUGAGCUGUAGGUUAUAAAUUCUGGUUUUUCGUGAAAUUGUGAUCUUGAGACGAUUUUUUUGAAAUGUUUUCCCUGGAUUUUUUUCGUUGAAAAUCGUCCUAGACGAUUUUUUUUGAAACAGUUGAUUUAUCUAGAAUUGUAUAUGAAAAUUUGUUUUAAAAAAGUGAAUUUUUGGGAAUUUCAAAAAAGGCUAAAAUGUCCAAUUUUUGCACCUGAUUCUAAAUUUUUUGGGCAAAAAAUACAAUUUCUGAAAUUUUCAAGUAAAUUUGAACCUCUGAUUCACUGUCUGUCAAUUUCUGGUUAUUAGACGAUUAUACUAUGUAGAUUAAAAGACAAAAAAUUGGUCUCAGGGCCAUUUUAUCAGGAUUUUUUGAAAACAAAAUUAACGGAUUACAAAACUUUUACCAAAACGAUUCACUUUUAUUUUUGAAAAUUUUGAAACAGUAGAUUUUUCACUGGGCAAAAUUUUGUUUUCUCAAUUUUCAAGUUGAAAAACCAUAUAAUUUUGUCUUCCAGAUGUCAAUUCUAAGAGCUCGUGCUUAUAUCGCUGACCUGUCUCUCUUCUCUACAAAAUCAGUCACUUUGACCAUUUUGCUAUCAAUCGAAACAUUUAGCGAUGAGAAUAAUAUCGAUCAGAAACCGAUAUUUUCAGCUUUGCAAGCUGCAAAUACACAAUAUAUUGGACAGACGCAAAUUGUUGAGCUGGUUAAGAGUGAGUUGUUUUUGGGGGGUAAAAAAUUGAAAUUUUCGAAAAAUUCACUGUUUCAAGAAAUUUAUAUCAGAAAUUUGGUUUUUUCGGAAAUUUGAUUAUUUUCUCAAUGUGUUGUAAAAAUUUUGACAAAAACCGAUUUCUAGUCCGUAAUUCACUUGAAACAUCGAAUUUUAAUUGAAAUUUGUAAAUUUUAGCUGAAAAACUUAAGCUCCAGUCUAAAAUAGGAAAAUUUUCACUUUUGAAAUUCUCAGAAAAUUUACUGUUUCAAGAAUUUUAUAUUGAAAAUAGUGUUUACAAAUUUCUAGUACUUUUCAGCCAUAAAAUUUAAUUCUAUUGAAAAAUCCUAUUUUUACGCCAAAAAUUGAGGCUCAAAUCUAAAAAUUGUAAUUUUCUAGGCUUUUCGAAAUUCUCAGAAAAUUUACUGUUUCAAGAAUUUUAUACUCAGAGAUUCGCUGGCCAGCUCGCCACUAGUUCAGGACCAGGUGGCCGGAAAGUUCAAAACGAGCUGAAUUUGAUUCGGCCACCAGGUCGCCUUGAGUUUUCCGGCCACGUGGCCUGUGUGUUUGAAAUCCUGGAAAGCUAGCAAGACGGUGGUUUGUACUCAAAAUAGUGCAUUUUUUACUGUUUUUUUCACUUCCUAAGGUUUCUAGUACUCCGAAAAAACAGAAAAUGAGCCAAUUUCUUCUAGAAUGCUCGGAUUCACAAGUUUUUUGGACUUUUUUCUCUUAAGCGAGACGAUCUGGACGCGAGGUCGGGUCGAGCUGGACAACCUGGGCGAGGUGGUCUGCAUGAACUGAACCACCUCGCGACCAGGUCGUCUGGCAAAAAAUACGGGCGAUGUGGUUGUCCGUGUCAAUUUCAGAUGGGCAGUCGGUCCCACCUAGUGACCAGCUGGCCAGCGAAUCUCUGAGUAUGAAAAAAAUGGCUUUUUGAAAAUUUAUUUUGAUAAUUUUCGAUUGAAAACAUGAUUUCUGUGUUUUUUUUAUUUAUAUUAAAAAAUGUUUUUCAAAGAUUUUCAAACAAAGCAAUUGGCUCAGAAUUUAUGAUUUUCUAGGUUAUUUUGAAAUUUUCAAAAAAUUCACUGUUUCAAAAAUUUUUCCUGACUGAAAAAUCUGAAUUCUAUAGGUUUCUCGGAAUUUUGAAAAAAAAAUCACUGUUUCAAGCAUUUUAUAAAAGAAAUUUGGUAGACGUUUUUGUGCUCACUUAUGAAAGUUUGACAAAAACUCAUUUAAAAACCGUAAUUCACUUGAAACAUCGAAUUUUAAUUGAAAUUUGUAAAUUUUAGCCGAAAAUUUGACUCUCAAAUCUGAAAAUAGGCAAAUUUUUACUUUUUGAAAUUCUCAGAAAGUUUACUGUUUCAAGAAUUUUAUAUUAAAAAUUGGGAAAAUUUUUUGUGGUAAUCUUGACAAUCAGGAAGCUUAGUUCUAGUUCUACUAUUCAAUCAUAAAAUUCAAUUUACUGUUUCAAGAAUUUUAUAUGAGAAAAAUUGGGUUUUGGGAAAUUGAUUCUGAUAAACUGUAGGGUGAAAACAUGAUUUCUGGUUUUUCAUUCAACAAAAAAGUGUUUUUCAGAAAUUUUCAAAAAAUUCACUGUUUCAAAAAAUUUAUAUGAGAAAAUUGGUUUUUUCGGAAAUUUGAUGGUUUCUCGACAUGUGAAAGUAUUGAAAAAAACUGUAGUGUGAAAAAAAAAGUAUGUAGUGUGAAAAUAUUGACAAAAACUGAUAUCUUGUCCGUAAUUUAAUUGAAGAAUCGAAUUUUAAUUGAAAAUUGUAAUUUUCUUGGAUUUUUGAAAUUCUCAGAAAUUUACUGUUUCAAGAAUUUUAUAGAGGAUUCCUCUAAGAGGAAAAUUGGGUUUUGGGAGAUUUGAUUCUUGAUUCACGAAAAAUUGAUUUUUUUUUCCAAAACUCUUCAAUUUUCCAGGCUCAAAUGGCUUUGGAUUUACCGUAACUGGCCGCUAA